GCAGUUGACUGCAGUGCAAAAUGAAGAGCUCGGGCUCCUCCAUCUCAGACGAUGAUGAUGCAUUGUUUAAUGAAACAUCAACCAUAGGGCGAUCCGUAGUCUGUGUGAUCCUGGGCCUGUCGUUCCUGGUGGGGGUCCCAGGGAACCUGCUGGUGAUCUGGACCAUCCUGAGGCAUGUCCAGCAGCGCUCCCACACCGUGGUGCUCAUCCUCCACCUGGCUGCUGCAGACCUGCUGGUGCUCAUCACCCUGCCCCUGUGGAUCUACUCCCUGGCCCGCUCCUGGGUGUUUGGGGAGGCAUCCUGUAAGGCCAUGGUGUACAUCAUCAACACCUGCAUGUACAGCAGCGUCUUCCUCAUCACCCUCAUGAGCGUCGAGCGCUUCCUUGUCAUCCGGUACCCGUUCAAGAUGUUGCGUUGGAAGACCAAGGCCAUUAUGGACAAGGCUCUAGUGGCUAUCUGGGUUCUGGCUUUCCUUUUAGGGAUCCCAUCCAUUCUUACCAGCUCUAUGGAUGAGAUCAAUGGGACUGAGCAGUGUCUUUUCAAGGAGUACAGCUCAGUGGCCCAAGAGGUGGUGUUCUUAUGCCUGGAGACCUUGGUGGGCUUUGUGGUCCCCUUCUCCACUCUGGCUGUCUGUUACUGUCUAGUAGCAACACACCUGAGGACAAUGCAUUUCGGCAGCAGCAAACAGAAGUCGACAGUUCUGAUCAGUAGUGUGGUGGUAGCCUUCGUUCUCUGCUGGCUUCCUCACCAUGUCCUCAACACUGUAGACCUAGUCAGCAUCCUGGCAGAGGAUCCAGAUGAUGCUGUGCCUGUUUCAGUGGCCCAGACUGCAAUAGUGUUUAUCUCUGGAGCGCUGGCCUUCAUUAGUAGCUCUGUGAACCCUGUGUUCUAUUCCUUCGCUGCAAGAAACUUCCAGGGUAGUCUCCAGGAGUCCCGCAUGGUCAGGCUGUUCCAGGAACUCUCCUCACACACCUCCUCCAAGCUAAGGGGAUCUGGCAACACAAUAGGAUCUGGCAACACAAUAGGAUCGGAAAACACAAUGUCCUCAGUAAGGCCAGACUGCAACAAUACCACAGACAUAACUACCAUGUAGGACUACAGAGAUGGUGGCGCUGGAUAAGAGCAUUCUGGAUAAGUCGUUCUGGAUAAGAGUGGCUGCUAAAUGACUCAAAUGUCAAAUGAAAACUGUGACCUGAUCAUUGAUUCAGAUGUCAGCAUUGAUGAGAAAUAAAUAUGUCUAGAAUCUAGAAGUUUGAUUAACAGUUGUAUUUUUAUGAUAAUGGUACAAAAUGUAGAUAUUGUUGUGUUCCUUGUGAAAUACGGUGAGAAAAGCUCACACAAGUAAUUCAAUUGUGACUAUUUCAACACAAUAAAGCUAUUGCAUUUGCUCAUAAAGUGGUAUUUUUUAAAUAACAUUUAUUCAUGGUCAUGUUACAAUUCCUUGAAUAUUAUUUGAUUGAACCUUUAUUUUGUAUUUACAUUCAUGUUACAUAAAAUAACACACUGCCUUACUCUAUUUGAUCACAAUAAAGACAUAUCAUCUGA
Molecule: messenger RNA, 1546 nt
Organism: Oncorhynchus kisutch (coho salmon)
Lineage: Eukaryota; Metazoa; Chordata; Actinopteri; Salmoniformes; Salmonidae
Product: leukotriene B4 receptor 1-like
Exons: 1
Coding region: 21-1094 (357 amino acids)
Biological process (GO): G protein-coupled receptor signaling pathway; calcium-mediated signaling; immune response
Cellular component (GO): external side of plasma membrane; membrane
Molecular function (GO): C-C chemokine binding; C-C chemokine receptor activity
Source: RefSeq, a predicted model, not a curated record